Echinostoma caproni is the source of this 522-nucleotide messenger RNA. The record is from the annotation of a GenBank genome assembly. NCBI's taxonomy places the organism in Eukaryota, Metazoa, Platyhelminthes, Trematoda, Plagiorchiida, Echinostomatidae.
AUGGAAUUUCUUCGUUUAUACUCGGUGGUGGGUCGAAAGAUCCCGACGGCGAAGGAGCCUAAGACGGUUCCAUAUCGCAUGCGCAUAUUCGCUCCAAACUCGGUUGUUGCAAAGUCCCGAUUUUGGUACUUCAUUCGUCAACUGAAGAAAAUGAAGAAGGGUAGUGGCGAAAUCAUUGCGUGUGAUCGAAUUCACCCACGAAAGCCGUUGAUGGUGAAGAAUUACGCAAUAUGGUUGCGGUAUAACAGCCGAUCUGGAACCCACAAUAUGUACAAGGAGUAUCGUGAUCUUACUGAAGAGGCAGCGGUCACACAAAUGUAUCGGGAGAUGGGCGCGCGGCAUCGUGCGCGAGCCGAAUCAAUCCAAAUUAUCGAGGUCAAGGCCAUCCCUGCUUCUAAAUGCAAAAGGGCUUACACCACCCAGUUCCACGACAACAAUUUGCGCUUCCCACUGCCUCAUCGUGUUACACGUUCUCUCCACCACCCACGGUUUACAACCCGAAGGCCCAUAACUGCUUUCUAA